UAGUAAGUUGAGAAACGAGAGCAGGCCUUAUUUUCCAGCCUCAAUUGCCAAAUCCUUCUCCCCUUCUCUCUCUUCAUCACUCUCUCUAGCUAGAGAGAGAAGAGAGCCGGCCGGAGCAGAGCAGCCAUGGAAAUGGUAAUGAGCUUCAACAGCUCCUCCUCAUCCUCUUCCCCGUUGCUAUACCCCAAGGUCAAACUCGGAAGAACCUUCACUCCACUAAUUAAGCACCUUGAUUGUCUGAGUUCCUCCUCCAGGACCUCAGUUUCAUUGCCCAAACAAGCUCUGAAGUUUUGCUCGAAAACUCCAAUUCGAUGUCCGGUCAAAUGCUCUGUCUCUCAAACCACAGAAGCUCGCACCGCGAAGAGCCAACUGAUGAGGAGGCAAGAUAUAAGGAACAUAGCAAUAGUGGCUCAUGUAGACCAUGGAAAGACAACUUUGGUUGAUGCUAUGUUGAAGCAAGCAAAGGUAUUUCGUGACAACCAAGUUGUGAAAGAAAGAAUAAUGGACUCAAAUGACUUGGAGCGUGAAAGAGGAAUUACAAUAUUGAGCAAAAAUACAUCUAUCACAUAUAAGGAUACUAAGAUUAAUAUAAUUGAUACUCCAGGGCACUCUGAUUUUGGCGGUGAAGUUGAACGCAUUCUCAAUAUGGUGGAAGGGAUCCUUCUAGUGGUAGAUUCUGUUGAGGGUCCAAUGCCACAAACAAGAUUUGUGCUUAAGAAGGCUCUUGAAUUUGGGCAUGCUGUUGUGGUCGUGGUCAACAAGAUUGAUAGACCUUCAGCUCGACCAGAUUAUGUCAUCAAUUCAACUUUCGAGCUCUUCAUUGAACUGAAUGCUUCAGAUGAGCAGUGUGACUUCCAAGCGAUUUAUGCUAGUGGCAUUCAAGGUAAGGCUGGAUUAUCCCCUGAAAAAUUGGCAGAAGAUCUUGGACCACUUUUUGAGUCUAUAAUCAGAUGCAUCCCCGGACCACGAAUUGACAAAGAUGGUGCAUUGCAAAUGCUUGCUACAAAUAUUGAAUAUGAUGAGCACAAAGGAAGGAUAGCCAUUGGCCGACUGCAUGCUGGAGAACUGCAAAAAGGAAUGGAUGUGAAGGUAUGCACAACUGAAGAUGCUUGUAGAUUUGCAAGAAUUAGUGAGCUUUUUGUAUAUGAGAAAUUCAGUAGGGUCCCUGUGGAGAAGGUGCAAGCUGGUGAUAUAUGUGCGGUUUGUGGAGUUGAUGAUAUUCAGAUUGGUGAGACAAUUGCUGACAAACAAUAUGGUAAACCAUUACCUGCUAUUAAGGUGGAGGAACCAACAGUAAAGAUGGCUUUCGCAAUUAACACUUCUCCAUUUGUUGGUCGUGAGGGCAAGUAUGUAACUAGUAGAAACUUAAGGGAUCGUCUCUAUCGGGAGCUUGAGCGUAAUUUAGCAAUGAAAGUUGAAGAUGGUGAAACAGCAGAUACGUUCAUUGUUAGUGGUCGCGGUACUUUGCACAUCACAAUACUUAUAGAGAACAUGCGGAGGGAAGGAUAUGAAUUUAUGGUGGGACCUCCUAGAGUUAUCACCAAAAGGGUGAAUGACCAAUUGGUGGAACCGUAUGAGAUUGCCACUGUGGAGGUACCAGAAGAACACAUGGGAGCAGUAGUAGAAUUGUUGGGCAAGAGGCGUGGACAGAUGUUUGAUAUGCAGGGAGUUGGGUCAGAAGGGACAACUUUUUUGAGAUAUAAGAUUCCGACUCGGGGUCUUCUUGGAUUGAGAAAUGCAAUUUUAACAGCUUCACGUGGUACUGCAAUUCUCAACACAAUAUUUGAUUGCUACGGACCCUGGGCUGGUGACAUUCACACUCGUGAUCAGGGUUCACUGGUUGCUUUUGAGGAAGGCACAACAACUUCUUAUGCCCUUGCUAGUUCACAGGAGAGAGGGCAAAUGUUUGUGAGUCCUGGCGUAGAUGUUUACAAAGGUCAAAUUGUUGGAAUUCAUCAACGCCCUGGGGACUUAUCCCUUAACGUGUGCAAGAAAAAAGCUGCAACAAAUGUACGUUCCAACAAAGAACAAACAGUGGUUCUUGAUACCCCAUUGGAUUAUAGUUUAGAUGACUGUAUCGAGUACAUCCAAGAAGAUGAAUUGGUUGAAGUCACUCCCUCGAGCAUCCGAAUGUGCAAAAAUGCAAAAAUGAUGAAGAAAACAAGGUAGAUAUCCGUUAUUGAGAAACUUCAUCGUGCAAAAACUACGGUUAUGACGCCAUUACCAAAGCCAUACUUCGAAAUCGUAAGCUUUCACAGAGCUUCUUAGUCAAUACUAAAUUGCUUAAGCGUCAAAGCUUCCAUCCACAAUAGUCUAUUAUUUGUACAUAAGAGAAGACAAGACACUAGAGUUGUAUACCAUCCAAAGUGGUUAUUCAUUGGUAGAAACUAGAAAGUGAACCAGGCUUCUUUUUCCCUUAUAAUUGAUGUAAUUUUGACCUUUUCUUCUAUUAUUAUUAUUAUUAUUAUUAUUA
Messenger RNA from Benincasa hispida (wax gourd), 2473 nucleotides. It is a transcript of the gene SVR3, whose product is annotated as elongation factor family protein. Gene Ontology annotation, cellular component: cytosol; ribonucleoprotein complex. Lineage: Eukaryota; Viridiplantae; Streptophyta; Magnoliopsida; Cucurbitales; Cucurbitaceae. The record is from RefSeq and is a predicted model, not a curated record. Gene Ontology annotation, molecular function: GTPase activity; GTP binding.